AUGUGCGCUGAUGCCCUCGUUUGUCGAAACUCAUCCAGAGAUUACAGCAACCCCAGGCCGUUCGCACGAAGAGGCGGAAUAGCCAAGCGCGGAGAAGGCAGUCUAUCUACAACACCUAGCUAUUAUGAGAAAGAACUCAGAACCUUUUACUACCAAACCAAGGCAUCGCAUGCAGCCAACAUAGAAACCGACACCGAUGCAUACCCUCCCUCACCGCCACUAUCGCCGAAGACCACAGUAACGCCGCUCAGGGUGCGAAGAACACAACGUGUUGAACGCAAACGCGACCAUCCCUACCAACAACCUCCAUCGAACCGCAGGCCGAGCUGGCGCCCGAAUCUCAAGCAAGAGAUUUUACGCCGUAGCUCGAUCGACUCUAUCGUAGACCCUUUCAACGACGUAGGAUGGUUUGAGACAGACUGUCAAGUGUCGGCAACACGAAAGAGGUGCAGCACUGUUUCAUUGUCAAAUCAUGGCGAUAUCGAAAUGCUGAAGCCGCGACGGCAAUCAACACUGCUACAUCCAUCAUCGCCGGAUAUUGAGCCCGCCAGCGGUGUUGAUUCUUUCGAUGCUCCUUCGACCUCCAACGGUAUGCACGAACAGAACCAGUCAACCAAUCUUUCGACCCACCGAUCAGUUACGGCUUCGAGAAAAGGCUCGUCAUUGUUGCAUCCAUCCAGUCCUGCCAGCGACAUUCCCUUGGGUAUUGAGCUAAAGACUGUCAUGUCUUUACCCCCAAAGUCCCUACGGGGAGAAGACCGCGCACAUUGA
This is a messenger RNA of Alternaria arborescens, 771 nucleotides long. RefSeq lists its product as hypothetical. The record is from RefSeq and is a predicted model, not a curated record. The transcript has a single exon. Bases 1 to 771 code for a protein of 256 amino acids. Lineage: Eukaryota; Fungi; Ascomycota; Dothideomycetes; Pleosporales; Pleosporaceae.